UGAGCGCUACAUUAGUUCUGCGUCUGUCGUACUUUCCUGACAUCUGUAAACCCCGCCCACCUCAUCCAAAGGCCCGGACUGACUGCUCCCACGUGUAGACGCGGGUCUAGUGCUGGGGCAAACAUGGCAGAGCUGGCUCUCUUCAGUGUGUCGGAUAAGGCUGGGCUUGUGGAAUUUGCCCAACGGUUGAGCGCUCUUGGUCUUUCUUUGGUGGCCUCUGGUGGAACCGCACAAUGUUUGCGUGAUGCCGGACUCACUGUCAGAGAUGUGUCUGAACUCACUGGCUUUCCAGAGAUGCUGGGGGGACGCGUGAAGACCCUUCAUCCCGCAGUGCAUGGAGGUAUCCUGGCAAGGAGCUCCCCUGAGGACCAGGGAGACCUUACCAGAUUGGGGUUUACCUAUGUCAGAGUGGUUGUCUGCAACCUGUAUCCCUUUGUGAAGACCGUGUCUGCACCUGGAGUGACGGUGGAGGAAGCUGUUGAGCAGAUAGAUAUUGGCGGUGUAACAUUACUUCGUGCAGCUGCCAAAAACCAUGCACGGGUCACUGUCCUGUGUGAUCCCAGCGAUUACAACAGUAUAGCCGAUGAAAUGGAAAAAUCUGAUCUGAAGGACACAACCCUAGAGAGACGAUGCCAACUGGCUCUCAAGGCUUUUACUCACACAGCACAGUAUGAUGAUGCCAUCUCGGAUUACUUCCGUAAGCAGUAUAGUAAGGGUGUAUCCCAGCUUCCCCUGCGAUACGGAAUCAACCCUCACCAGGUGCCCGCUCAGAUCUUCACUCGUGGACCACGGCUUCCAUUGACUGUACUGAAUGGAUCUCCAGGGUUUAUUAAUCUGUGUGAUGCACUGAACGGCUGGCAGCUGGUGAGAGAGUUAAAAACUGCUGUAGGUCUCCCUGCAGCCACCUCUUUCAAACACGUGAGCCCUGCAGGUGCUGCUGUUGGAGUUCCAUUGACAGAAGAGGAGGCUAAAGUGUGCAUGGUACAUGACCUAUAUGCCACCCUUACUCCUUUGGCAACUGCCUACGCAAGAGCCAGAGGUUCUGACAGGAUGUCGUCUUUUGGUGACUUUAUUGCCAUUUCUGAUGUGUGUGAUGUUCCCACUGCAAAAAUAAUCUCCAGAGAGGUUUCUGAUGGUAUUAUAGCUCCAGGCUAUGAUGAAGAGGCUCUGAAAAUCCUCUCCAAAAAGAAGAAUGGAAGUUAUUGUGUCUUGCAGGUGGAUCCGACUUACGAACCAGAUAGUGCAGAGAUUCGAACCAUCUUUGGCUUGCAACUGGAACAGAGGAAAAAUGAUGCGGUGGUAGACAGCUCGCUUUUCAGCAAUGUGGUCACAGCAAAGAAAGAGCUCCCUGAGUCUGCCAUCAGAGAUCUGACUGUAGCCACAAUUGCCCUGAAAUAUACCCAGUCUAAUUCUGUGUGCUAUGCCAAGGACGGACAGGUGGUGGGAAUGGGUGCUGGGCAACAGUCCCGCAUACAUUGCACCCGGCUUGCUGGGGACAAAGCUGAUAACUGGUGGCUGCGGCACCACCCACGUGUCUUGGGAAUGAAGUUUAAAGCUGGUGUGAAGAGAGCUGAUAUUUCUAAUGCCAUUGACCAAUAUGUGAGCGGUACGCUCGAAAAGGAGGAGCUCGAGCAGUGGAAGUCCCUGUAUGAGCAGCCCCCAGAACUGCUAACCCCAGAAGAGAAGAGGCAGUGGAUCUCUACCUUGACUGGUGUUUCCCUGAGCUCUGAUGCAUUUUUCCCAUUCAGAGACAAUGUGGAGCGGGCAAGGAAGAGUGGGGUUCAGUUCAUUGCUGCUCCGUCUGGCUCUGCAGCUGACAAAUUGAUCAUGGAAGCAUGUGAUGAGCUGGGCAUUGUCUUGGCACACACCAACCUGCGACUCUUUCACCAUUAACAUUCCCAAACAAAAUAACACUUGCUUUCGUAAGAUGAUCUUUGCACUGUUACAAUAAAACUGUUAUAUUGCA
Messenger RNA from Bufo gargarizans (Asiatic toad), 1966 nucleotides. It is a transcript of the gene ATIC, whose product is annotated as 5-aminoimidazole-4-carboxamide ribonucleotide formyltransferase/IMP cyclohydrolase. Bases 124 to 1893 code for a protein of 589 amino acids. Gene Ontology annotation, cellular component: cytosol. NCBI's taxonomy places the organism in Eukaryota, Metazoa, Chordata, Amphibia, Anura, Bufonidae. Gene Ontology annotation, molecular function: IMP cyclohydrolase activity; phosphoribosylaminoimidazolecarboxamide formyltransferase activity. The record is from RefSeq and is a predicted model, not a curated record. The transcript is spliced from 16 exons. Gene Ontology annotation, biological process: 'de novo' IMP biosynthetic process.